This is a messenger RNA of Morchella sextelata, 1695 nucleotides long. RefSeq lists its product as uncharacterized. The coding region runs from base 1 to 1695 and encodes 564 amino acids. Lineage: Eukaryota; Fungi; Ascomycota; Pezizomycetes; Pezizales; Morchellaceae. The transcript is spliced from 4 exons. The record is from RefSeq and is a predicted model, not a curated record.
AUGUCGAGAUGCUACUUCCCCGAUGAAUGUCCACCGAGGACAUCCAGUCACACUGAGCCCAUCUUUAGGCCUGCACCUCCCAAGACUCCUUCUACUGAGCCUAUCUUUAGGCCUGCACCUCCCAGGACUCUUUCUACUGGGCCUAUCUUUAGGCCUGCACCUCCCAGGACUCUUUCUACUGGGCCCAUCUUUAGGCCUGCACCCCCCACUACUCCUUCUACCAAUCCCAAUUUAAAACACUUCUACGAUUUAUCUCGCCAGAUAAAAGAAGAUCUCAGGCAAUGGAUCCGCGAAAAGGCUUACCACCAUGCUUUCUUGCGUGGGAACGGUAGAUUUAUGGGUCAAAUCCGACUGCACAAUAUGCUGUGCAGCAGUUUGACAGCUAAGAUGAUACAUAUCGGCCACGAUGCGUCAGAUGUCCGUGAAGAGCUUCUGCAUCUCAUCGAGCACGAAGGAUUGAUUGCCGAACUGAUGCGGGAACAGUCCAGAAGAAUGGAAGGUGUACUCUCGGGGACAGACUUAUCGGCAGCACUGCCGGUACCUCCUGAUGAACCGGCGGUUGUGAUGUGGAUCAAAAGAACCGCAAAAGAAGUGGCCUUUUGGGAUAAAUCCCAUAAUGGGUUUGUCAAAGGAGCCUUUAUUGAUAAAACCUCCUGCUGGCGGGGAUAUAUUGAGGAGCUUGAGGCCGAAGGCAAGUUGAGGCAAAACCAGAACCAGCAGGGCGGGAUGUUUGACCAGAAAUCGGUCGGGACGUCUGAUGAAUCCAAUUCUUCUACAAGGGCCACUCAGGGUACACACAUCGAGCAAAGCAGCUUUUGCAUGAAGAAAAAAGCAAAACAUUCCCCUAUAUUCGAUAAUACCAGGGUAAUCACUCAAGAAAAAGACACCACCGGUUAUCGCAACAUAUUCCGCAGCGUACACAGUAAAUCCCGUUGCGAUUUUACAGACGCCCCCAAAACCAUUGAUGAUACGUCUGCCUCGUGUUGUGCCACAAUUGCAACUUCCUGUUCGGAAUACACUUCUCGCUUGAGGGAAAUUGACGCUAAGUCCAUAACUAUUCCGGAUCUCGGAGCCCUCCCGCCCAUUUCAAUCCCUGCGAACAUACAACAUCCAAUCCUCCGAUGUCUACAACGAAAUCUCGAAAUAGCCUUUUUCGAAUAUGCGCAAAAAUACUACCCGGAUUUUCUUGUUUCCAAUGACUUGACCCACGCUCAAGCCGUCACCCUUAAUAUCUGGACCGCCAUGUUUCACAAGGCCUGUUCCAACGGCGAGAUCUCCCUGGGGACUCGAGAUUUGAGAUCCGUCACCGUGAUCUUUGAAGAUCUUGACGAGCUGUACGAAGCCUCUGUUAAGCGCCUUAUACUAGACGGCACCAGACUCACUGAGCUUACCGCGUCUGCUGCGUACACAAUGAAGUACCUCGGAGAUCAGUAUCGUGCUGAGAGGGUCAAGGAGAUUAGCUUGGCUUUUGUAACCGCUUGCACCGACGACAUCACCAAUCGCUUCACCAAAAUCACCCAUAAGCUUCAAGAUACCAUGGAGAAGAUCGCGAUGGAGAGAAAGAGGCUCGAUAAUAUUGAGGAGAAGGUUAAGCGGAGGUUAGAGGGGGAGAUGAAGGAACUGGUUGAGCGUAUGGAGGGAUCUCUCCGUGAGGAGAUCGGGAGUCUUGGAAUUCUAGGCAGAGCUGCCAUUUGA